CACAACUCCUUGUUUCUAGAGUUGCCAGCAAAAUCUUUCAAGUAGAUCUUGAAUUGUUUUAAGCUCUGGACUAUAUCGUUUUUAAAAGAUCCUAAAAUUGUAUCCAGAUCUUCUCGUAUAUUCCUAUCUUCAAAGUUCCUCGACUCGAAUUUCAAACCUUGUGUGCAAAUAAAACUGAAGAUAAUGCAAGUUCUUAUCGCAUCAACGUGGCACGAGGACAAAGGAAAGCAAGGUGUACGAUUACCAUGAAGUGACAAGUGCACGAAAUGAGAGAUUAAAAAAGAGUCCAGACAAACAGUCUUAUCAAGCUUCCUGAAGAAUUAACACUAAAGUGAAGAUUUAGAAAAAUUUCUUUCGGUUUCGAAAGUCUCUUUGCAUAAUCCGAGAGACAUACUUAUUCUUUUAUCUCUCAGCGGGUCUCCAACUUUUGGAACAGUGUCCCGUUAACCUAUAAGAUGCUAAUGGAAAUCGAAAUGUUGACGAUGCAGGCCUGUUGAUGAAUGGCACGGGUUAAUUUUGAAAUGAAGAGUGACGAAUGACAUUUGGAAAGAGAAAACAAGAUGCUCAAGUGGAUUAAAGUUCGUCAGGAUUCGUCCUCGACGAUCUUGAAAAAUGAAGAAGGAACGGAAGUCCAGGCCGAUGUUAAGGAAGAGGAAGAUGAUAGUGGAAUGGAGAGGGAGGAUUCACCGGCUGUGGAUCUGAGUCUUCUCAAAAAAGACCUGUUCUCGCAGCUGCAGUUUUCGCAAGAGAGCGCAUUACCACCAGACGCUUUGCGACGAGCCCUUGCAGAAAGCUUCCUCGAUCAGCAGAGGUUCCAGUUGGGAUUCAUGGAUGAUGCUGCAGAAUGCUUCGAAAACAUUCUGUUGCGAAUUCAUCUGCACAUUGCAAGUGGCGAGGCAGAGGACAUGUGCAGUGCUCGGCAUUGUGUCCCUCAUCAGAAAUUCGCAAUGACACUUGUCGAACAAAGUGUCUGUGGAGCCUGCGGAGCAACUUCAGAACCUUUGCCCUUCACUCAGAUGGUGCAUUAUGUAUCAGCUUCGGCGUUGACAUCUCAGGCUCGACAAACGCCCCCAGCUGCCAGAAGCAGUCCGGAUUUAUUUGGACAGCUUUUGCGACGAGCUGGAGGAAUGGGCGAUAUUCGCGAUUGUCCAAGUUCCUGUGGAGCAAAAAUACAAAUUUGUCGAACCCUAAUGAACCGACCAGAGAUUGUCUCUGUUGGUGUAGUUUGGGACAGCGAACGACCCUCCCUCGAACACAUCAUGGACGUGUUCGCAACAGUCGGAACGACUCUUCGAUUGAGCGAUGUUUUCCAUAGUGUGGUUGACUCCCGAUGGGGAGCUUCCACUGUACAUAAUCUCGUAGGAGUAGUCACAUAUUACGGAAAACACUAUUCCACAUUCUUCUUCCAUACGAAACUAAAGGUCUGGAUAUAUUUCGACGACGCGACUGUAAAGGAAAUUGGACCCCGAUGGGAGCAAGUAGUUGAGAAGUGUAGGCGAGGUCGGUACCAGCCUCUUCUUUUGUUGUACGCGACCCCGGGCGGGACGCCUGUCAAUACCGAGAAUGCCCCCAAGACAGUCACUCCAUUUCCAAAUGGAAACGGUCUUAAGACGCCACCGAAGAACAACGUUCGGCGAUCAAUCACCCCGAGUCCUGAAAAACCACCAAUUAAUAGCACGGCCAGGAGGGCGAUUACUCCUAACCCCGACAGUCCAACCCACAUUUAUACCCAGCGCAGAAUUUAUAGCGACUAUCAGAACUUGACUGAUAUUCAAAACACAAUUUUUGGCAAUCAGGGUGUGGAUGCGGUUGAUGGAGACGCAGAAUCAAAAUACAUCAGUCGACGAGCUGUUGAGAAUGUUAUGCAACAGCAGAAGAAACAGCAGAUGCAUUUGACGAGAAGUUUGAGUGCCGGAUCGGCUCCGCAAGACGGAAUCAAUAUUCCGGAUCAUCUCAAUGUCCCGAGAAGACGAGAUUCUGGAAACUGGUCCGGAGACCGAAACAGCGCUUCAUCGAGUUCUUCGACGACGAUGGAAAAUCCGUACUUGUAUAUAGUUAAUAAGGUCCAGAGAAACGGCGGUGUUCCCAAAAGUCCUACAAGCAAAUCUGGAGAAUUAUCGAGCAGUAGCAGCGGUCAUUAUGAUGCGGGCUAUGAUUCCUAUUCUCUUUCUUCCACUGAUAGUCUUCCACUCCAACAGGGAUUGAAGCACAAUCUACAGCUUGCGCAAAUUCCGGAAGGAUAUCAGCCCCAGUCAGGAGAUGACUGCGAGCGUCUUUGCAAAGAGACGGACGCACUUCUGGACUCUUCACGAGCCGCAGAGGAUGCCGGGGAUCUUGUGACGGCUCAAGCUCUUUGCACUGCAGCAAGCAGCAAAGCCAGAGCGGCCAUGGAUGCCCCUUACAAUAAUCCCCAGACGAUUAAAAUCGCGAGAAUGAAGCACAACACUUGUGUCAUGAGAACUAGGAGUUUGCACAGGAGGAUUCUCCAGGAGGAAGCGAUCGCCAAUGGCGAUAAAGAAGAAGGUGCACCAGAAGGUAGACACUCGCGAGAAAACAGCAAAUCUGGUCAACACUCUCGUCAAAGUUCUCGAGACAAAGGCAACCACUCACGCCAAAACAGUCGAGAACUCUUAGUCAAUAUGCCAGUAGUUGUCGACAAACCCGUCGCCAAAACAAUCGAAAUUUACGCGACUCUGCCGAAAAAGAAGAGUCCGCGAACCAAACCCUCAACCAACGCGAUCGAAGAUGAAGAGUACAUGUUGUACGAUCGCCCAACUCAAAGGACCGGCCUCUUCGGCCGAGCGAAACGUUGCGACGAUGACAAGAAGGACAAAAAGCGGGCGCGCAGUGAAGAGCGAAAUAAGAACUCCAAGGACUUUUCCAUAGCGCCCACUCGACCUUCGCCAUCAGCUAAAAACGCGAAAGUCGAGAAGAAGGAGACUGAAACCGGGAAAACUCAACAGACGGGAGCCGGAAGUGACCAGAAAGGAAAGAAGCAACACAAGAUCAGAAGGAAACUGCUGAUGGGUGGAUUGAUCAAGAGGAAGAAUAGAAGCAUGCCGGAUUUGCGAGAAGGCACUGAUGGCCAGCCAGCAACUCCCGUCGUCGCCAGCACUCUGCCAAAACAGUCCGUCGACGAUUCGAGUCUUGGACUCAAAGGAACCGACGCCUCUCAAUCUCUGAGUGGCUAUCUAUCCGAAGGACAUCUGGAGUUCUCUGGAAGUGGAAACGGGAGCUCGAGCAACCCGAAUUUAGAGAGAAGUCGUCUGAUGAGGAAGAGCUUCCACGGCAGUGCUGGGAAAGUUCUGCACGUUGCGAAGGUCCCUCCACCACCUCCACUCAGGACCACUUCUCAGCUUAGCAAGUCUAAGUCUGCGGGAGAAGUGCGAAGCGAUCAAACUGACAAGUCUCUUUACCCACUGUCCGAUGGACAGUGCAGCACAAGUUCGUCUCAGGAACAGAGCAAUGCCUACUGGAGUCACGUGAAUUCCAGCCACGUGAAUCAGGCGAACCGAAACUCUAAUUACGCGGAUUACUCGUCAGAGCCGCAUUCUCUACCCUUCAUUCCCAACUACGGAAUGAACGAUUCGAGUAAUACCACUUCUCAGAUGAACUACAGCAGCAAGCCGAGGAUCCAAGAUGAUGUUGUGCAAUAUGCUAAUGGAAUUCUCUACGAGCCGACAUUUGUCGUGACGAGAGCAGAUGUCCACAGCGAACAGAGUCCUGUCAAACAGCCGGAAUCUCUUCCACCUUAUCCAGAAAACGGAACCUCUCAUUCGAGACAACCCAGCGAAGAGUUCCCUCCACCACCUUAUCCGCUGCUGCCUUCAGUUUCGCACUCGAGACAGCCGAGCGAAGAUUUUCCACCGCCGCCACCUCCGAUUGAAGAUCAGGCGAAAGAUUUGCAGACGCAGCAGUCGGAAGCGCAGCAGAUCAGCAGUUUGUUGGCGCAGCUGCAGCUCAAGAGGGAUCAGAUGCUCGUGGCAGAAUCGAUGAAAGAUAAGAGGCUGGAUUCCCAGGAGGCUGAGGACAAGGCUGCGAGCGAGACCUGGCUGAGGGAACUCCAGGCAAAGCAAGCGGAGAUGAGGAUGAAGAAACAGGCUCUUGUUGAUCAAGAUAUUCCGAAAGUGAGGGCGCAGAUUCAGGGAGGAACUGUCGCGAGGAGAACGAGUGAUUUGAUGAUGAGCACAAUCGGGGCGGCUUUAGAUCAAGGUCGGGAUGUUCCCGACUGUCCGCGAGUCGUGACCUCUUCUGUGAAGGACAUGGCUGCUAAAUUCGAGCAGAUCAAGGCAGCGCCGAAAGCUGAACAGAAGAUUGUGGACGCUUCUCAAGAAAUUCAGAAGGAAAACAGUCAGAUUCAGUCGCAGAUUCAGAAUCAGAUUCUACCAAGUCAGAUGCCAGCGCAGAACGGUCUUCCAGUUCAAGAAAGUGGACUCAACGCAGCCAUUCUCUCCAUGUCGCUCACUCUUCCUCAUGAGAACGGUCUUCCAAUCGAUUAUCCAGAAGAUGACAUCAGCGAAGUCGCGAUGCAGAAUACGAUCCAGAACACGACGAUACUCCCGAACGAGGACGACAUCGCGCCCCGAAAAACGAAGCGGCGCAUUGGAAAGAAGAAGAGCGUCUCCUUCUGCGAUCAGGUUGUCCUUGUCGCAACCGCCGAGGACGAUGAGAAGGACUCCUACAUCCCGAAUCCGAUUUUGGAAAGGGUCCUUCGUUCCGCGAUGAACAAACCCGAGACUGCCAAGGUCCUGCGCGAAAUCAGAAGUCUCCAAGAGGCCGAAUUAAAUCGGGAAAACAGUACCACCAAGUUCCAGCAACACACCCUUCCACUCAAGAGCGAAGCUGACAGCAUUCCAGCGACUCCCUUCCAGGACCAACUCAGAAGCGUCAAUCCUGUUCCAGAAACGAGGCCGUCUUUCGCGAGGCAAAACUCGAACGAAUCCGCCGGACCUCUUCCGGAAAAGAGCGCUUAUGUAUCCUACGGAAGCGAGGGUCAGGACAUGAUCAGGGAAGCCUACAAUCAAUCGAAUCCCUCCAAAGCCUCCUCUUACUCGCCGCAGCAGCAGAUAAGGUACUCGCAAAACGGAUAUCCGCAGUUUCUGCAAAACCAGUCCUAUCCUCAGACCCAAACUGCUCAUCCGAGGAACCAGGCUCUUCCUCUAACCCAGAAACCCGCGAGUCCUUACACCGUUCAGAUGCACAACUUUCCCCAGAACGGGAAUCAGCAGAAAGUCGCGGGGAAGAAUUAUCCGACGAAUUAUUAUCAGAUGGAGCAACAGCAUAAUCAAAUGAACAAGCAGAUCACUCAGCAGCAGCAGCAGCAGGCUGGCUUGAAUCAGAGGAUAGUGAAUCACAAUGUGGCGCACAAUGGAAGUGUCAAUGGAGGUGUCAAUUCGAAUCAUUCGAGUCCGAUUACCGUUCAGCAGCAGCAAUUCUAUCCCCAGAAUCUAUCGCCGAAUCCUUACCAGUUCGGAAGUCAGGGCCAAUAUUCUUACCAAGGUCACGCUUAUCAGUCGGUGCCUCAGCAAAGGACGAAUCAAUCUCUGCCGCAGUAUCAGCCGCCGCCUACUCCGGGCACUCCCUAUCAGCAGCAACAGGUUUCGCAAAAUUAUCAGCAGAGGCUCGAUAAUUAUCAGAGAGCGCCGCAGAAAUUUGAACAGCAAAAUGUCCUCGCGCCCAAUCAAACUUAUCCGAAUCCUCUUCAGAAUGGACAGAUCCAGUCGAACAUGAAGUAUCCGACUUAUCAGCAUCCGCCGGCACCGAAAAAUAAGAUUCAUUUUCAAAAUCAGUUGAAGAGUGCGCCUGUAACGCCAACUUUGCAAAAAACGAAUGUUGCUACGGCAGCGAAACCUUGUCAUCUUUGUGGAAAGAAAAGUAUUGUACAGCCCGCGGUUUAUUGUACGGACUGUGAGUUUUAUAUGUCGCGCUUCCGGCCGAAGAAUUGAGGUUGCCAUCACGGAUUUUGAUAUUUAGGACGUGGUACUUAAUGUUGUGUAAGUUGUUUUGCUUUUAAAAUUGGGGAGUUUUGUUUUUUUUUUUAUGAUAGAAGAGAAUUCAAAUUUAAUGUGUGUAAAUAGAUUUUUUAAAUAGAAAUUGUUUUUUUUUUGUGUUUAGAGUUUAUUUGUCUAAUAGAAUUGAAGGGGUAUUUGGUUUGAAAAGGAAAUAUUUCAUAUUUUAGGUAAAGUCGGGUUUUUUUGCUGUUCUGAAUUUUUGGAAAUGUGAUAUUGUUUUUACUGAAAGAAGGUUUUAAAGUAAGAAUUUUCAAAAGUUUU
Molecule: messenger RNA, 6272 nt
Organism: Belonocnema kinseyi
Lineage: Eukaryota; Metazoa; Arthropoda; Insecta; Hymenoptera; Cynipidae
Gene: ec
Product: inactive ubiquitin carboxyl-terminal hydrolase 53-like
Exons: 9
Coding region: 561-5945 (1794 amino acids)
Source: RefSeq, a predicted model, not a curated record